Messenger RNA from Schistosoma turkestanicum, 997 nucleotides. The record is from the annotation of a GenBank genome assembly. Lineage: Eukaryota; Metazoa; Platyhelminthes; Trematoda; Strigeidida; Schistosomatidae.
CACUGAAGACUGAUUCAUAAACAUGUUCGGCUCUGUGUUGUGUAUCGCUGCAUUGUUAACUCUCAUUGAAGCACAUGUUUCAGUGAAGAAAAGUGAAAGAAUUCAACCAUUGUCCGAUGAAAUGAUCUCGUAUAUCAAUCAACAUCCAGACGCUGGAUGGAAAGCUGAAAAAAGCACACGUUUCCUAUCAUUGGAUGAUGCACGUAUGAUGAUGGGUGCAAGAAAAGAGGAUCCAGUGUUGCGAAACAAGAAACGUCCAACAGUCGAUCAUAGUGAUUGGAAUGUGGAAAUUCCAUCGAGUUUCGACUCACGAAAGGAAUGGCCUCGUUGUAAGAGUAUCUCGAUGAUACGUGAUCAGUCACGAUGUGGAUCAUGUUGGGCAUUUGGAGCAGUAGAAGCAAUCAGUGAUCGUAUCUGCAUACAAUCACAUGGAAAACAAUCUGUGGAACUGAGUGCUCUUGAUGUAAUAAGCUGUUGUCCUGACUGUGGAUUUGGUUGUGAAGGUGGUUUUCCUGGUCCCGCUUGGGAUUUUUGGGUGGAUGAAGGCAUUGUCACUGGUAGUUCUAAAGAGAAUCACACUGGCUGUCAACCAUAUCCAUUCCCUAAAUGUGAACAUCAUAGUAAAGGAAAAUAUCCUGCAUGUGGUGCGAAAACCUACAAAACUCCUCAAUGUAAACACACUUGUCAGAAAAGUUAUAAAAUCCCUUACAUGAAAGAUAAACAUAGUGGUAAAUUCUCUUACAAUGUUCUUCCUCACGAAAAAGCUAUUCAAAAAGAUAUUAUGAAAUAUGGACCAGUCGAAGCAGUAUUUGUUGUUUAUGCAGAUUUUUUAAAUUAUAAAUCUGGAAUUUAUAAAAAUAUGACUGAUAAAGUUGUUGGUGCACAUGCUAUUCGUAUAAUUGGAUGGGGUGUUGAAAAGAAAACCCCAUAUUGGUUGAUUGCUAAUUCAUGGAAUGAAGAUUGGGGUGAGAAUGGUUAUUUCCGAAUAGUACGUGGA